AUGUCAUCUGGAAUCCACCACAUUGAAAAGUCUCCAGCAAGCAUAGAGGACACUGCCAAAAACGAUGAUUUCAUGCAGGCUGCGACUGAGGCUGCCACGACUGAACACACCAUGACGGUUAGAGAAGCCAUGCAGAGAUACCCCAAGGCCAUCUUGUACUCAGUCGGCUUAUCUCUGGCCGUCGUCAUGGAUGGCUACGACAUGAGCCUUAUGCAGAACUUCUUCUCUGUAGUCCAGUUUCGCCACAAGUAUGGCCAUUCGCUGACAAAUGGUGACUACCAACUCAGUUCGACAUGGCAGUCCGUACUCAGUGGCAUCUCCUCAGUUGGUGCAUUCUUUGGUCUCUUCCUCGCCGGCCAGCUGGUCGAAUAUUUCGGUUUCCGACGUACCAUGCAAGUGGCUCUGGUUUUCAUCUCCAUGGCGAUAUUCAUCGUUUUCUUUGCUCAAAACCUUGCAAUGCUGGCGGCCGGGCAGCUUAUCUGCGGCCUACCAUGGGGAAUGUUCCAGGGGAUGGCCAGUGUAUACAGUGCCGAUGUCGCCCCCCUCAGUCUCCGUUCUCUCCUCACAAGCUACAUCAACUUGUGUUGGGCAUUUGGAGGGUUUGUGAGUGUGGGUGUUCUGACUGCCUGUCUGCAACGUACGGAUGAGUGGGCAUACCGUAUCCCUUUUGCGGUUCAGUGGAUAUGGAUCCUGCCCAUUGCAGCCAUAGUCUAUUUUGCGCCCGAGUCUCCCUGGUGGCUCCUGCGACAAAACCGUCCCGAUGAUGCCCGAAAAACCCUACGCAGACUUGCUUCAUCAAAAGUCAGCGAUAAAGAGGUUGAAAGUUCUCUAAAGCUGAUUCAGCUCACCAACGAACAUGAAAGGUUGCUACAGGCUGGCACAGGUUACAUGAGUCUGUUCAAGGGGACCAACUUGCGACGAACAGAGAUCGCUACCAUCACCUGGGUAUGCCAGGUGACCUGUGGUACUUGGUUCGCCAGCCAAAUCACGUAUUUUCUCCAGCAGGGCGGACUUGAUGAGCAAGAUUCCUUCUCAUUUGGCCUUGGCAUGACGGCUCUAAACUGCCUAGGAACCAUCAUCUCUUGGUUCGUAGCAAUCCGCCUCGGCCGGCGCAAAUUGUACCUACUAGGCCUGUUGGGCAUGUUGCUGUCUGAAGUCAUCGUUGGGUGCUUUGGUAUCCCCAAUGUUGCUGGAUUAGGCCUCGUCUGGGCUUCUGGCGCCGUGCUAAUCGCCAACAACCUCAUCUACUAUCUCACCAUAGGUCCCGUGUGUUUUACAAUCAUCUCUGAAAUUCCAUCAGCUCGGCUAAGGAAUAGGACCAUAACCUUUGCUCGAGCCUGCUACCUAGCCGCCGCUGUGGGUGCACAUUUUUUGCAGGCAGCCCUUGUCAAUCCUACCGCAUGGAAUCUGAAAGGGCGGGGAGCGUUUGUCUGGGCAGGUUUUUGUCUCGUCUCGUUGGUGUGGGCCUUUUUUAGACUUCCAGAAACUAAGGACAGGCUGGCUGCCGAGUUGGACAUUCUCUUUGAGAAACGAACUCGGACUCGCAAGUUCAAGACCGCAACUGUUGAUCUUCGUCAACUCUUAGCCACCAAAACUGAAGAGAACUGA
Messenger RNA from Pestalotiopsis fici W106-1, 1608 nucleotides. RefSeq lists its product as uncharacterized. Gene Ontology annotation, biological process: transmembrane transport; carbohydrate transport. Gene Ontology annotation, molecular function: carbohydrate:proton symporter activity. Lineage: Eukaryota; Fungi; Ascomycota; Sordariomycetes; Amphisphaeriales; Sporocadaceae. Gene Ontology annotation, cellular component: membrane. The record is from RefSeq and is a predicted model, not a curated record. The transcript has a single exon. Bases 1 to 1608 code for a protein of 535 amino acids.